CACCCAUUAACUAUUUCGGGCAACACAAAUCCAGUGCAGGAAAUUUUGCAGUAAUUAAUACAUAAGUGAUUUGAGUGAAAUGCGUAUUGAAUAUUUCAUUAGCGGCUUAAGCGAGCGCUACUGAAACCACAGAAACCAAUCAAGGCAAUUGCCUCAAAUGAUGCAAUCAAUAAAAGGCUUUAAUUACUAUUCAUGGAGAUACCUUUAAGUAAUUACCUUGGCUUAAUCGCUCAAUGGCCAGACAGGAGCCAGGCUAUAAGUAGCUGAGAGUUGUGGACAGACUCUAUGUAGUCCACAUCGGUCGCAAUGGAGGCCAAGCAGAAAAGUCAGAAAAGUUGCGCGCUCUUGCAGCAUAGUUUUAAGAAAAGUUUGAAAAUGUUUCUGAAGGAAACCGGAUUGCAUGGGCUGAAAUUUGUGGGCGACUCGGAGCUGAACAUCUGGGAGAGAUCCUUUUUCCUGAUUGCCUUUGUGGCCGCACUCGCGAUGACCUGCCAGCUGAUAUCGAACAUCUAUGCCAAGUGGGAGAGCACGCCGGUCAUCAUCGGCAUCAGUCCGCAUGCCACGUCCAUACGGAAGGUGCCCUUUCCAGCUGUCACCGUCUGCAACAUGAAUCAGUUUCAGCGCAGCAAAGUGCUGCAAUACAAAGAGGGCUCGGCGGAGUACGAUGCCAUGAAGGUCCUUUGCAAUCCACGCUCGGAGCGUAUAUACCACAGCACUGAGAAGGCCAGCAGCGACUGGGACACGACUGUCAACAGCAGCAACACCCUGAAGAUCACCGACUUUGUCAAGAAUCAUUCCCAGCCCUGCCACCAAAUGCUACGAUACUGCCGAUUCAAUGGACAUGUAGCGCCCUGCGGCGAAAUAUUCCGUCUCAUCCUCACUGAUGAGGGCCUCUGCUGUGUCUUUAAUUUUCUGCCCGCUCACUUUAUAUACAAAUCGCACCAAGUUGAGUCAAUGAGCGAUAUUGAAGCAGUUGGAUAUCAGCCUGUGCCUUGGGAUCCCGAAACUGGGUAUCCCGCGAAGCUGCCCAAACACCACUAUCCAAUACCGGGCGCUGGCACAGGCAUUACCAUGGGCUUUACUCUGGUUCUGGAUGCGCAGGUGAGCGAAUAUUACUGCUCGUCAACGAAUGGACCUGGUUUUAAGGUGCUCUUCCAUAAUCCCAUUACGACGCCCAAUGUCAAGGAGGAGGGCCUUGUGCUGGGCAUUGGCUAUGAGACGAACUUCCGGCUCGCCGUCAGCAUGUCGGAGGCGGUGCCAGCGCUUCGCAGCAUUUCUCGUAAGGAUCGCCAGUGUGUGUUCAAUGGGGAGAAGGAGCUGCUCUACCACAGGGUCUACACGCACAAUUACUGUGAGCGGGAGUGCGUUGCGCAGUACCUGUACCAGGCCUGCGCCUGUAUUCCCCACAACUACCCGCUCAUCUAUAAGAACGCGAGUGUCUGCAGCGUCAAGGAUACUGAGUGCAUUCACCAGGCCAAUCAACCAGAGAAUCAGCAGGGCUCGGCCAGGUGCCAGAAGGAGUGUCUGCCCAGCUGCAUCGAUCUGACCUAUACGGCUGAUUCGCUAUAUUUUCCACUGGCCAAGCGCAAUUUCAAGCUAGCCAAUAGGGUCGUGUCGAGCAUGAACAAAAGCUAUCUACUGGAAAAUAUUGCCGUUAUGAAUUUAUACUAUCGCGAGUCGGCCUACUAUGGCAGCAUGAAGAAUGUCUACAUUGGCUUCACGGAGUUCUUGUCUAACAUUGGCGGUGUCAUGGGCCUCUUUAUGGGCUUCAGCGUUAUCUCCAUAGCUGAAAUGCUUUACUUCUUGGUGCUGAAACCCAUUUCGGAGCUCAUAGCGUGGAAAUACGGCAGCAAGAAGCUGCACAAAAUUGAACGAUCUCCCUCAAAACCCCAGCUAAAAGACGAUAAUCUAGUAUGGCAUACAAAGGAACUGUAUCCCAAGGGCAUGUCCUCAAACAAAAUGCAGCCACGCAGCAAAAAUGCAAAAAUACUUUUAGUCAAAAAUAGAAAUAAGUUCUAGAGGGCUCU
This is a messenger RNA of Drosophila navojoa, 2027 nucleotides long. RefSeq names its product DEG/ENaC-family ion channel pickpocket 12 (gene ppk12). The record is from RefSeq and is a predicted model, not a curated record. NCBI's taxonomy places the organism in Eukaryota, Metazoa, Arthropoda, Insecta, Diptera, Drosophilidae. Gene Ontology annotation, cellular component: plasma membrane. Gene Ontology annotation, molecular function: ligand-gated sodium channel activity. Gene Ontology annotation, biological process: sodium ion transmembrane transport.